CGUUUAUCGACACCUAGCAGCUGCUUGCCUAAUUUUUGUCUACCUGGUUUUCGUUUAAAUGUAUGAAUUUUUGACUCAUUAAGCCUAAGGCCACCGUGCAUUAUGCUCGGUUAUAAAAAAAAUAAAAUUUAAAUACCAGCUGACACCUAAAUCACAUAACAUCGACUAGCACUUUGCCUAGGCAAACAAUAACAAAGCACGGUGCUGACUAAGCGGCGAAAGUGGUUGCAACAAAGUCCAAUUACUAUCAUUCGCAGUAUUCCAUGGUAUCCAGCGCGGUGGUGCCACAGGCGAGCGGACGCCUUGUGCCUCCCGAAGAACUGGCCAUGCAGGGCCUAACUAAGCAGCUGUACAAAUCCCGCCUCUUUCGCGGUUAUUACCUGGAGCGCUGCUUUGUAGAGCAGGUUGGCGACUACCGGGACGUGGUGGUGCUGCAGCGUAGCGAACGUGAGCUGGAGAAGAUGCUGCAUACUAGUGCUGACCAGCUGCAAAGGUUUUACCGACGUUUUGUACCCAAUAUGUGGGUGGGUAUCACCAGCGGCAGUUAUGGAAGCUAUAAACACACACCAGAUCCAGGUCAACUGGAGACCUGCAUCUGGACGGAGACCAGUGACUUGGCUUUCGGAGAGUAUUGGUUUAGCAUCAAGACUUUGCGAUUCCGGGACCAGGAAAUCCAGUUCAAACUGAAGAUGGUCCGACCUGUAGAGGCUGAACCAAUUGCCACACCAAGGAGAUCACUAUCCUUAAACAGGAGUAGCACCACCAAAGCGAUCACAGCGGGUGAAGGUUCCACUAAAACGGUCGAAGUGACGGAACAACUACAGCUUGGCCUCAACGAUUUCCUGAUCGUGCUACAGCAGUGGGGAGAUGGAGUAAAACAAACCGUUUACGACUUCAUGGCCAACGAUGUCAACAAGAGAAACAUAUUGAGCACCAUUCGGUUUCUAGGUCUGCUUAUCUUCUCUGCUUUGGGUGGAGCAGUCGUAGCCCUUCGGUUCUUGGGCAUCUUUACUGUGCGCUUUCUGUUUGAGCUCAGCCGCUUCACACACACGGUCACGCCAAUUGUGUUUAAGCUAAUCGAGUUUCUAAACAAGAUUGUAGGGGCUUUCUUCAUCUUACUCACCAUGAUUUGGAAGGACCUAGUCAAUCGUGGUCAGCCGGUAUUAAAGCAGCAGCAACUGGAGGCGAGUAGCCGAUUCAAGAGCAUCCAAUACGAACGUUCCGAGCCUCACCGAAGAAGUCCUCGGUAGUGACCCGUAUCCAAGAACAAUCUACCUAGCUAAAUAUGUGUAAUUAGUGCGGGGUGGAAGGGCAACUUUAAAUCAUUGAAAUUGUGUUACUAGCCGUAAGAAAACCGACGCCAAUCCCAAAUCCCGCUUCAAGUUUGAAGGUAUUUGCUCCGCAAAUAUGAGGGCACCUAUGAGAUUUCCCGAUUUUAACCAAACUGCAAUAUUGUAAAUUAUUUAAUUGGCAUGCCGUUGGCACACAAUCGCGUGCUUAUUAACGUCCAUUGUUAAUUCAUUGUGUAUUGUUCAAAAGUUUGUUUUAUUUAACCCGUUUAGUGUUAGAUCCUGUAAUUUAUGUAUGGAAAAUUAUUGUGAAUAAAUUGAAUGCAAUAUGCGAAAAUCGAAA
Molecule: messenger RNA, 1632 nt
Organism: Drosophila eugracilis
Lineage: Eukaryota; Metazoa; Arthropoda; Insecta; Diptera; Drosophilidae
Exons: 2
Coding region: 264-1250 (328 amino acids)
Source: RefSeq, a predicted model, not a curated record